AUUCAAUUUUCCCCCUCUCUUCCCAUGAGUCUCACCCAUUUUCUAUUCGUUUUUGUUUCCUUUUCGAUUGCAUUUUCUGAUGAUUGUGAUGGACAUUACGAUCUGGAGUACGGAUGCAAUAAACUUUCGUUGGAUUUGAUUCGAGACUGGAUUUCGAAUAAGCCGUUGCCCUCAGUCAAAGCAGCGCAGUCCCUGUAUUCAGAUUGCAGGAGAGCGUUGAGCUGUACAAAAUCUCUAAACUGCGACAAAAAAGACAACGAAAUUUCGAAGAAAAUCACGGAUCUGGACGAACUUUGUAAUGGAAUUGGCGCAUUUGGAUCAUGGUUUGGAUAUUGUAUUCCAAAGAUUCAAAAUGCCAUCACAUUAAUGGAGUGGCCGUGCUUAAGCCAUUGGAAUAAUGCGGCACAACUUCCAACAUGCGAGUAUUUCGAGGCUGACAAUGAAUGCAAGACAAUGCCAAUAGAAAAUAUAUGCGGCCCCCGUGCCGUCAAAGAAAUGCUGGAUAAUGAGAAUUUUAUUCGUGAAUAUUUUGGAUGCAACAGGAUCUACAAGCCUUCAAAUAAUUCUAGUAAUAGCUUGAAAAUCAAAAUUUCAGGUAAUCCUAAUUCGAAAUGAAGAUGUUUGAAGAAUGAAGGCAAUUUUGAAACUUUUAUAUAA
Messenger RNA from Caenorhabditis elegans, 657 nucleotides. RefSeq names its product T20D4.11-like domain-containing protein (gene Y23H5B.3). Bases 25 to 615 code for a protein of 196 amino acids. NCBI's taxonomy places the organism in Eukaryota, Metazoa, Nematoda, Chromadorea, Rhabditida, Rhabditidae. The record is from RefSeq and is marked reviewed. The transcript is spliced from 4 exons.